This is a messenger RNA of Chaetomium strumarium, 1274 nucleotides long. RefSeq lists its product as uncharacterized. Lineage: Eukaryota; Fungi; Ascomycota; Sordariomycetes; Sordariales; Chaetomiaceae. The transcript has 4 exons. Bases 121 to 1098 code for a protein of 325 amino acids. The record is from RefSeq and is a predicted model, not a curated record.
GGGACCGGUCGAGACGCUUAAAGCUGUCAGUAUCCCACCAAGUUUCGCGUCGGCCGAGAUGACUUGUUCAUCUUCACAAGUCCACCUUACGGUCCUUACCAGCCAGCAACCCUGACCAAGAUGGCGCGACAGUUUCUUGUUGGGCUUGCGUUGGCGCACAGCGCCGCCGCUCAUCUCAAUGGACUCACCGGAUUCGCGGACGACGGGGUGGACGCGGCCCGCUUUCCCACCGAUGCGUUUGCUGGUAUGAUAGGUGCGGCAGCAGGGGACGACGACGGUUACAGUGCCUGCAUGACCGCCGAUGCCAUCAUCAGUGAUUGCUACGAGUCUGGCUUCGCCGAUGCCACCGCCUCCCCAAAUGCGGCCGACAGGUGUUUCUGCUGCGAAGGCGCCCGUCCCGUCUCGUCAGUCUAUUCGGCCUGCGCAUCCUACGCCAGGGGCGUAGACGGCUCGGACGAUGCUAGGACUCUCUAUCGAGCUUUGACAUCGAUGCAUGACAUUUGCUCGUCGGUAGGCGGGGGUGCGUGCCGCACGGGUGCCGCUACCGCCACGACACGAACGUCUCCCACCCGCUCCUCUUCUUUGGAGGCAGCCGAUAUCACCUAUCCCCCGGCCUGCUCAUCGAUGUUGAGGGUUUACAGCUCCUGCUACUUGGAGCUGGGUGGAUUCGAGACGGUCCGAGCGAGGCAGGCGGCGUCAUGCUUCUGCUACGAUGCAUCUGGCGACUACAACACCGCCUUCGAGGACUAUGCCGAAACCUGCGCUUCGUGGGCGCGGACUGCUGACACUGUAGACUACUCCGUCAUGACGCGCCUCGCAACUCUUUGCGACGAAUACGGCGCGCCCGUCACCACUAGCGCCCUGGUGUUGACGGCGGUCUCGAGUCGUACCGACAGUGGCAGGGGGUUUACUCUCGCCUCGUCGACUUCGUCUCCGACCAGCCAGGCUACUGGCCAGACCAGCGCCGGCGGUGACACCGACGCUGCCACUACCUCGUCCUCAACCGCCCUUGCAGUUCCGGGGGCAGCUGUUCCCGGGUUCUUAGCCUGGUUUGCGAACUUCGCGACCUUCAUCCUGUCAUUUUUCAUCCUCAUCUAGUGGGCUGAAUACAUAGAGCACUAAUUCGCAUAUGAUCGCCGAAUCAUAGAGGGCUAGCUUGGGCUACUAAUGCGGACUGGACGAAUGGCUACGGCGAGAACAGGCAAUAACUGAUUGUACAUGUUGGAUUCUUCUAUUGUAUAUACAAUAUAUACCCUGCCUGCCUCAUUACGGCG